Messenger RNA from Drosophila kikkawai, 978 nucleotides. It is a transcript of the gene ND-30, whose product is annotated as NADH:ubiquinone oxidoreductase core subunit S3. Lineage: Eukaryota; Metazoa; Arthropoda; Insecta; Diptera; Drosophilidae. Gene Ontology annotation, molecular function: NADH dehydrogenase (ubiquinone) activity. The record is from RefSeq and is a predicted model, not a curated record.
GCCCUGGCAGGCACAACAACAACUCUAUUGACAUUUUGGCAUUACAUAAAUUGUCAAAAACGAAGUGCAAAUUGUUGAAUUUCUAUUAAACAAUUCGUACGAAUGGCGGCCUUAAUCAGAAAUCUGGGUGCCCGGGCCGCUGUUGCCGCUCUGACGGCCAAGCACGUGGUGCCCGCUGCAGGCUCAGCUGCUCUGCGAAUGUCCAGCACAGCUCCUGUGGAUACCAAGAAGGCGGAUAAGCCCACUGUCCGCAAGCCAGAUGCCGCCGCCCGCACUAGUCUCUCGGAUUUCGGGCGCUAUGUGGCCGAGUGCCUGCCCAAGUACGUGCAGAAGGUCCAACUGACCGCCGGCGAUGAGCUGGAGGUGCUGAUCGCUCCGGAGGGCGUGGUGCCGGUGCUGCAGUUCCUCAAGGACCAUCACCAGGCCCAGUUCACCAACUUGGUGGAUAUUGCCGGCGUGGAUGUGCCCUGCCGCAAGCACCGCUUCGAGGUGGUCUACAAUCUUCUCUCGCUGCGCUACAACUCGCGCGUCCGCGUCAAGACCUACACCGACGAGCUGACACCACUGGACUCUGCCUGCGAGGUGCACAAGGCAGCCAACUGGUACGAACGCGAGAUCUGGGACAUGUACGGCGUGUUCUUUGCCAACCAUCCCGACUUGCGUCGCAUCCUCACCGAUUAUGGCUUCGAAGGACAUCCCCAGCGCCGCGACUUUCCGCUUUCCGGCUAUGUGGAGCUGCGCUACGAUGACGAGAAGAAGCGCGUCGUCUGUGAGCCGCUCGAGUUGGCCCAGGAGUUCAGGAAGUUUGACUUGUCGGCACCCUGGGAGCAGUUCCCCAACUUCCGCAACGCUAAUCCCCCAUCCGAGGUGGUGCCUCAACAGCCGGCUCCGGCCAAGAAGUAAGCCCGCGACACUUAUGCUUCGUUAACUGGUAAUUAGAUCAAUAAAAGGAGGUACGAGAUAUGUUAUUGCCCAAAA